AUUUUGCAAUGUUUGCGUAAAACAACAUUGUAAUAAACAGAGUAAAACCGGCAAAUAUCAAACCGGUGACAUACGACGGAGAUGGAGAUACUCGCGGCGGAGGAUAUCGAAAUCGGCACAGAUUUAUUCCCACCACUCUCUCCUCUCGCUUCCUCUCUCUACGAAUCCUUCCUCUCCUCUCACUGCUCCUCCUGCUUCUCCCUUCUCCCUCCAUCUCCGCCGCACUCUCUCUACUGCUCCGCCACAUGCUCCCUCACCGAUUCUUUCACCAAUUUCCCUGAAUUCCCACCGGAAAUAACCCCAAUUCUCCCCUCCGACAUCCGUACAGCUCUCCGUCUUCUAAAUUCAACCGGCGUCGACACUUCCUCAUCGCCCCACCGUCUUAAUGGCCUUCUCACUAAUCACCAUCUCCUCAUGGCAGAUUCUUCCUUCUCACUCGCUAUCCACCACGCCGCCAGUUUCAUAGCCACCGUUCUUAGAUCAAACCGGAAAAACACAGAGUUGGAAGAAGCAGCUAUAUGCUCUGUGCUAACAAACGCCGUUGAGGUGCAAGAUAGCAACGGACUCGCUCUUGGAAUCGCUCUUUAUGAUUCAAGAUUCUCUUGGAUUAACCAUAGCUGCUCUCCAAACUCUUGUUACCGUUUCGUCAACAACACGACGUCGUAUCAUGAUGAUCUUGCCUAUCCAAUAACCAUUCCUCAUGUCACCAACACAGAAACAUUAUCCAACUUAGAAUUGCAGGAACAUGUAAGAACAGUGGGAUAUGGACCAAAGGUGAUUGCUAGAAGUAUUAAGAGGAUUAAGAGUGGUGAAGAGAUCACUGUAUCGUAUAUCGACUUACUUCAACCCACGGGAUUGAGGCAGUCAGAUUUGUGGUUGAAAUAUCGAUUUAUGUGUAACUGUGGACGAUGUGCAGCAUCGCCUCCGGCUUAUGUGGACUCGGUUUUAGAGGGAGUUCUUGUGUUGAAGCCUGAAGAAACAACCGUUGAUUACCAUCAUGGAACCACCAACAAAGAUGAAGCAGUGGCAAAGAUGACUGAUUAUAUCCAAGAAGCCAUAGAUGAUUUUUUAUCGGACAAUAUUGAUCCCAAAACAUGUUUUGAGAAGAUCGAGAGUGUGCUGCAUCACGGCAUCCAGUUCAAAGCCGACUCACAGCCUCAUUGUCUGCAGUUACAUGCGUGUCACUACGUUGCUCUGAAUGCUUACAUUACUCUGGCUACUGCUUACAGAAUCCGUUCGAUUGAUUCUGAAACUGGCAUUGUUUUUGACAUGAGCAGGAUAAGUGCAGCCUACUCUUUCUUCCUUGCUUGUGCUUCUCACCUACUCUUUUCUGCGGAACCUUGUCUUGCUAUUUCUGCCGCAAAUUUCUGGAAAAAUGCUGGAGAAUCAUUGUUAGAUCUGGCCUCGAAGUUUCCGCUGGAACGAUCUGUAGAAUCUGAUGUCAAAUGCACGAAAUGUCUUAUUCUUGGAACCCCCAAUUCAAACAGAGAUAUCAAAGAAAAGUCUAGGCAGAUUCUGAGUUGUGUCACAGACAUCUCACAAGUCAUAUGGAGUUUCCUCACUCGCGGUUGCCCUUACCUGCAAAAGUUUAGGAGUCCAGUUGAUUUCAGUUUGACGAGGAUCAAUGGCGAGAGAAAAGAAUCGAUUAAGGAUCAAACAGUAAAUGUUCUUUUACUCUCUUUUCACUGUGUACUCUAUGCAGACCUUUUGGCUGAUUUAUGUUACGGUGAGAAGUCACAUUUGGUGUCUUAAUUCCGAGUGUGAUCUGCCAUUUGCUGAGUUGAGGAAUACAUUUCAUUAUUUCUUCUAUUGAAUAAUUUGAGUUUUAAUGUUUACAUUGGUUUAUAAAGUCAAGCUCUGUAG
Molecule: messenger RNA, 1863 nt
Organism: Arabidopsis arenosa
Lineage: Eukaryota; Viridiplantae; Streptophyta; Magnoliopsida; Brassicales; Brassicaceae
Source: the annotation of a GenBank genome assembly